AUGCCAAUCACAGCUUCUCUUCCCUCAAGACACAACCCUCCUCGUGCGGUAUACAAGAUGUCUGGGUUUGAAAGGGAUGACCUCUUCAGCGACAUCUUUGGCAACAAGAGGCCGAGCGACGAGUCGCAGAGGACCUCUGCUUCUCAACAGACGGCUCCGAAACAAGGACAGACGAGUACCGCAGCAAACAUCAACAAUGGCAACAGUGGGUCGAGGCCAACUUUGGACCCAUUUGUUGUCGGCGAAUCACUGAACAAUUUCAAUGAGAGAUUUUUCAAUGAGACGGUGAUCAACAAUGAUGGUCACCAACAGUACGAUGGCCGUGUACAAUCUGGCGGCAGACAACAGCAACAACAACAGCAACAACAGCAACAUCAUCAACAGUAUCAUCAACAACAACAAUAUCAUCAACAACAACGUCACCAACAACACCAACAACACCAACACCAACGUGAAAACGUUUUGCCUGGUGCUGUAAGGUAUCCAUCUUCUUCAAGCUUGAAUCAGCAACAAAUCUACGGGAGACAGGGACAGCAACAAUUUCAACAAGCUCCACUCCAACAGCAACAAGUUCCGAUCCAACAGCGCCCACAGCAAUAUCACACACAGCAACAAGCUGCAUAUCGACUUCAGCAUCCUGCACAAGCUCAACAGAUUGAUGUACAAACACAGAGACAGGAACAGAGACAAGGACAAGGACAGCAUCACUAUCAACACAUUCAUGAACAUCCGCAUAACCAGCAGAGGGUACUUCAUCAGCAUGUAUCACCACCACCAAAUAUACACCGAAAACCACCAUCAUCGAUGGAGAAUUUGCACCAACAACAGCAGGUUCCAUUGCCACCGCAUUUGCAACAGCAGGUUAGUUAUAACGGUGCGUCAUCACAGGGACAAGUCAAUCCAAUGAGACAACUACCACCACAGCAACAAAAUAUGAAACCAGCUACUGCACCGCCUAUAGGGUUACAAGCUUCAAAACCUCCAGUUGCAAGUAUCGGACCUCCACAAGUUGCUUCACAGAUACCUGCUCAAGUACCAGUGCAGCAACAACAACAACCACAACAGCGGUCCUUUAGUUUGCAAGGUGCACCUCAAAUUAUGCCAAGUAGAAUAACAGAUCCAGUGAAGAGAAUUCCACAACCAAUUGCAACAGAUGUGGCUCAUCAUCAAGAGAGGUAUUCUGGUGGAGCUUCACCAACUACAAAGUCUAGUACUCGCUCACCAAUAUUGCAACAGGGGAUAAACUUGUUGACAAGAAAUUCAAAGACUUCUCCUUCACUAACAACGCAGGCUUCAUUCUCAUCACAACAACAGCAACAAUUAGUUCAAUCACAAGCAAACGGGAACCCCCAAAGUCCUACGAGGACCAUGUCUUUGAACUCUACUUUCCUUUCGUCGUUUCGUUCAUCUGAUAACAUGCAUAGCCAGUCUUCAAAGCACCACCCUCAAAACUUGGCAAAGAAGACUUCAAGUGGACGUAUCAUACCUCAGAAGUUUGACAUGUCGAACGGCUCAAAUACCGGAUUGGGAUUAAAAUCAAGAUCAUUGAGUAACAUUGCAAAAGUUCGUCGCCUAAGCUCCACAACUUCUUUAAGUUCCAAGAGAGUUUCUUCACAAAAUUCUAUGAGUUCAAGAACAGUGGUUACAACGGCUUCUCGCCCUCCGAGAGUUUAUCCUGCAAUGUUAUCGAGAGUUGCAACGAUGUUUAAAAAGGUCAUUGUACUCUCGCAGCACAACAUUGGUGGAUUGGAAUACCGUGACUCGUUUACAGGUUCUGAGGCUGUUGAUGCUAUUGCGCUAAUCAUUCGUACAACAGAUCGUAAUCUCGCGUUGUUACUUGGAAGAGCGCUUGAUGCACAGAAAUUCUUCCAUGAUGUUACAUAUGAGCACAGAUUGAGAGAUUCCAAUUCGGAGGUUUAUCAAUUUGAUGAGGUUUAUGUUUCAUCCCCGCAGUUGGAUCGUUCUUCUGCUUCUUUUGCCAGCGACUCACAACAAAGCUUAUCAACAACAUUGGGCCCAACAACAGAUAAUGAACAACAGUCAACACCAGAUCUUGAAGCAAAUGUCAAUGGUGUUUUCACUCUGUUAACAGAGUGUUACUCACCAACCUGCACGCGCGACUCACUUUGUUAUUCUAUUGCCUGCCCAAGAAGAUUGGAACAACAGGCCCGUCUCAAUAUGAAGCCACAAGGCGGGUUGAAACGCAACGAGUCUCACGCAUCAUUGCACGAAGACGAAGAGAAGAAACAAUUGUGGUCUCACACUGUUCCUCAAAAGUUACUAGAAUCUUUGGAUAAGAAGGAAAUUAAACGCCAGGAACUGAUCUAUGAGAUUGUAUCAACCGAGAGAACAUUUGUCAGAAACUUGGAAUACAUUCGUGAUUUUUGGAUACGCCCAUUACGUGAAUCAAACAUCAUCCCAGUAUCUGAACGUGAGAAGUUCAUCCGCACAGUGUUUUUCAACGUUAUUGAUAUCUUGAAUGUGGCCACGAGAUUCCGUGAUGCGUUAGUGAGAAGACAACAGUUAAAACCCGUUGUUGAGAACAUUGGAGAUAUCUUCUUGGAGUUUAUACCGUAUUUUGAACCAUUCAUAUCGUACAAUGCUGGUCAAUGUUUUGCCAAAUACGAACUCGAACGUCAAAAGGCUGCAAAUCCGUUGUUCAAAAGAUUUAUCGAAGAAACUGAGAGAUUGCCCGAAUCGAACCGUUUGAACAUUUCUUCAUAUUUGUCACAGGCCACAACGCGUACGGUGCGUUAUAACUUGUUAUUGAGAGAUGUUAUCAAGAACACUAGGGAGGAUUCAAUUGAUCUAUCCGAUUUGAAACGUGCUUCAGAUCAGAUCCUGAAACUUUUGGAACGUAUCAACGUAAAGGUUGGUAAAGCUGAAGACCGCCAUGCUUUAAUCCUGCUGAAACAGCGACUGGUCUUUAGACCUGGUGAAUACGUUGAUCUCAAAUUGGGAGCUGAUAACCGUAAGAUCAUGUAUACGGCACCGUUGAAACGUAAGAACCAAGAGAAGGAUAGUCAGGGUGAUAUUCAAGUCUAUCUGUUGGACCAUGUGUUACUCUUUGUGAGAGUUAAAGUUAUCAAUAAGAGGGAACAGCACAAAGUUUUCCAACGCCCAAUACCACUUCCGUUAUUGUUUGUCUCCAGCAGCGAGGAAAUGCCAUCUCUAAGACCGUAUAUGAAGAGACCUGGUGCUUAUGCGCAUGUUCUUUCACAGCCAAGUUUCAAUGAGACAAAGAAUGCCAUCUCGUUUGCAUACGUGGGACGUCGUGGUUACGAACUGACCCUUUAUGGUGCCACUGGUUCUGCACAGGAAUCUUUAAUAUCAGUUAUAGAGCAACAACAGAGAAAAUUGCUGGAGCAGAAUGACAUUUUCACCCUAACCUCACUUGGAGAGCGUAUGUUUGACAUAUCUAACAAGAUCAAUUGUCUGGUACCAUAUGAUGGUGGACGUAAAUUGCUAUACGGUAGCGAUUCUGGUGUCUAUACUAGUGAGGUCAUUCGUACAAAAGAUGGCAAGAGACAGGUGACGAAACCUGUCAAGGUUAUAUCAAAAGUCAACGUUACUCAACUGGAAGUUUUAGAAGAGUAUCAGACGUUGUUGGCGUUAGCAGAUAAGAAGUUAUAUGCCUGGCCAUUGGAAAUUUUAACAUCACAGGACAAGAAAACCGGCAAGGAGAUCAUGUCCCAUGUUAGUUUUUUCAAAGUUGGUGUUUGUGGUGGACGUAUGCUCGUUGUUGCUGCGAAGAGUGAUUUGAUUCGUGUAUUCGAACCAACCGAUCCAUUUUCUAAGAAGAUGAGUAAGAAGAAGUUCAAGAACGAGACUAGGGAGUUCCAUUUCAGCUCCGAACCUGUUAGUAUCUCAUUCUUGAAGACAAGAUUGAUCGUUGGGUGCACCAAAGGGUUUGAAAUUGUUUCUCUUAACGAUGGUAGAAUCGAGGGUAUACUGGAUCCUGCUGAUACAUCGUUGGACUUCAUCACGAACCGUGAAGGCUUAAAACCGCUGGCAAUCCAUCGUAUCAGUUCCAACUUCCUGUUGUCGUACUCCGAUUUUUCAUUCUUCAUCAACAAGAAUGGAUGGAGAACUAGAAGUGACUGGAUGAUCAACUGGGAAGGCAUCCCACAAUCCUUUGCACUGUGGUAUCCUUAUCUCUUAGCAUUUGAGCCUAAUUUCAUUGAGAUUAGACACACAGAGACUGGCGAGCUACUGCGUGUCAUUCUGGGCGAGAACAUUCGUCUUCUACACAUGGGAUCACAGGAGAUCCUCUAUGCCUACGAAGAUGAACGUGGUUACGACGUUGUUGCAUCUCUAGACUUUUGGGAUAAAGGCAACAAGAAGGAGAAACUCUGCGAUAUCACUGAGGAGGUAUGA
Molecule: messenger RNA, 4377 nt
Organism: Williopsis jadinii
Lineage: Eukaryota; Fungi; Ascomycota; Saccharomycetes; Phaffomycetales; Wickerhamomycetaceae
Product: CNH-domain-containing protein
Exons: 2
Coding region: 1-4377 (1458 amino acids)
Biological process (GO): intracellular signal transduction
Molecular function (GO): guanyl-nucleotide exchange factor activity
Source: RefSeq, a predicted model, not a curated record